Messenger RNA from Haemonchus placei, 315 nucleotides. The record is from the annotation of a GenBank genome assembly. Lineage: Eukaryota; Metazoa; Nematoda; Chromadorea; Rhabditida; Trichostrongylidae.
GGAUUGAUUCGUCAUUACUUCUGGGAAUGUGUGAGAAGCCAUCGUGAUGUGUUUGGAUCCCACUUCCAUAUUGUUUUUGAUGAUGUACAAUACGCGUUUUCGUUGGAAAGAUGGAAAUUUUAUGAUAGGAAGGUAUUUAAACUCAAUGUAGAUAAACAGGUUUUCGUUAUUACUGCAAUCGAAGAUACACUUUUCGUGUUCAACUUGGCAUCUGAACGUGUGGUUGAUAGAACUUUGUCCACGCUUCUGGCUAAUAUCAUUUUCACCCAGCGAACACGCUAUGCACCAGAAGUACGUGAUGAGGAGGAAUGGUAA